Messenger RNA from Malus domestica (apple), 1012 nucleotides. Its product is annotated as ethylene-responsive transcription factor ERF019-like. The record is from RefSeq and is a predicted model, not a curated record. Gene Ontology annotation, biological process: regulation of DNA-templated transcription. NCBI's taxonomy places the organism in Eukaryota, Viridiplantae, Streptophyta, Magnoliopsida, Rosales, Rosaceae. Gene Ontology annotation, molecular function: DNA binding; DNA-binding transcription factor activity.
UUGCCUUUUUCAUUCACAGAUUCAAUCGGAACGUUUCCCACAUCUUCCUUACUAGCUACUUACGCAGACAAGUCAGAACUCAGAAGAGAAAGUUCAUAUUUGUUAUAUAUAUAGUUUUACACAUAUAUAUAUCAUCAUCAUCAUGAGUUACAGUUCGGAAGAAAGCGGGAGUACUCCAUGCAGCACAUCAAACAGAAAACUCAAGGGGGUGCGCCAACGAAAAUGGGGCAAGUGGGUGUCCGAAAUCCGAGUUCCGGGGACCCGAGACCGGCUUUGGUUAGGCACCUUCUGCACCGCAGAGGCGGCAGCGGUGGCUCGAGACGUUGGGUAUUAUUGCUUGCGUCGACCUUCCACGUUGGAAGGCCUUAACUUCCCGUUGAUGUUACCGUCUUGUGUGAGGGAUGAUAUGUCGCCCAGGUCGGUGCAGAAGGCAGCUUCGGAUGCUGGCAUGGCAGUGGAUGCUCAGCUGAUUGUCAACAUGUCCCCGCCGCCGCAGCCAGCUGGAACUGGAAGCAAUGCGGUUGAGACGACUGAGUUUUGGGAAAAUGGUUAUGUGGGAGAGACUUCGACUUUUACUUCUACUUCUAUGAGCAGCUGGGGAGGAGGACAUGGGUUUGGCAAUGGCGGUGAUCAUCAGGGGUGCUUGAGCAUUUCCGUUGAAGAUUAUGAUCUCUAAAUCUAAUUAUUAAGUGUCGUCAGUCAAAGUUAUACGGUUUUUUAUUUUUUAUUACAAAUGAAAUUUUGUACUAGUUUACUGGAUAAAUUUAAAUUCAGAUCGCGGUCUGGUGGAAGGGAAAGAUCCUAACCAUUAUAGCAACCCAUCACCGCUUGUAAUUAUGAGUUUGGUCCAUGGAAGCUUUAGCAAUGUUAGCAAAAAGUUAUUAACUAGAACUAUGCACGUGUUUGUGGGUAGAUUUGGUAGAAUAUAUAUGUAGCAUUGUAUGACACUCACCGUAAGACUAAGUCCUGCUAUGCCAAAGAAAUGGAAACAGACUGGUUAUGAUUUACAAUA